Molecule: messenger RNA, 2150 nt
Organism: Manduca sexta (tobacco hornworm)
Lineage: Eukaryota; Metazoa; Arthropoda; Insecta; Lepidoptera; Sphingidae
Product: juvenile hormone esterase-like
Exons: 3
Coding region: 182-1858 (558 amino acids)
Source: RefSeq, a predicted model, not a curated record
CAUGACGAAUCAUUAUUAACAACCGAAAUCAUGUUUACUUUAAAAGCAAAAUUAGCAUAAUUUAAACGACGAGACAAUAUAACAAAAAGAGCUGUGAACACUCCGUUCAGUUAUGAUUAUCUGGUAUACGAGUGUGGUAGUGAGAAAAUUGUUGUUAAAAAAAUCAAAGUGAUUUUUUAUUAUGGUUCAAGUGACAGUAAGUGAGGGUACUUUAGAGGGACAAAUUGUGGAGAACGAGUACGGAGGGAGUUACUGCAGCUUCAAAGGAAUACCGUACGCGGAGCCGCCCGUAGGAUAUUUGAGAUUCAAGGCACCGGAACCACCACUACCCUACGAAGGAAUUCGCAGCGCCAAAGAAUUUGGGAAUGUAUCCUACCAAGGAACCAAAAACGGCGGGUGGCGAGGGAGUGAAGACUGUUUAUAUCUGAACGUGUACACACCGAGCAUCGAACCUCAUAAGCAGUGGCCCAUAAUGUUUUGGAUUCAUGGCGGGUCAUUCAAAGAAGGAAGUGGCAACGACUACUUAUUUGCUCCUGAAUUCCUCGUCCGACACGGUAUAAUAUUAGUCACUUUUAACUACCGCUUGGGACCUCUGGGCUUCCUCUGUCUCCACACUGAAGAUAUACCAGGCAACGCCGCGAUGAAAGACCAGGUUGCUGCACUCAGAUGGGUAAAAAGAAAUAUCCGCAGCUUUGGAGGGAAUCCAGAUAAUAUUACCAUAUUCGGCAACAGUGCUGGCGCGGCUUGCGUGUGCCUUCACGUCAUCUCCCCGAUGACAAAAAAUCUCUUCAAAAGAGCAAUAGCUAUCAGCGGAUGCGCAACUAACUGGUGGACUUACACUUAUGAUCCGAUUGAAAAAGCAUUUGCGCUGGCCGAAUCUCUAGGGUUUCGUUCGAAGGACGUCGAGGAACUAUGCAAAUUCUUCAAAGAACUCCCUGUUGAGACUCUAGCUGAUGUUAACUUACCAUCUAAUAUAGGAAACAACGCCAGUCGUACAAAUAUUUUUAAUAAUAUACAUUUUGCAGUGGUUAGUGAACAAAGCUUUGGUAAUAAUGAAGUCUAUUUCGAAGGAAACAUAAACGAUGUACGGACCUACAAUAUCCACAAAGGAGUUGAAGUUAUGAUUGGUUACAAUGCUGAUGAAGGAGUGAUUGUGGUUCCCAAAGUAAAUGAAUACGAUGAACUUGUCGACGACAUCAAUGGAAACCUUGAAUUAUUGAUACCAACACCACUAUACAAACAUUGUUCAAUAAACCAACAAAAUGAAAUUGGAAUGAAGAUAAAGAAAUAUUAUUUCAAAAACGACCGCUUAACUCGAGAAAGUUGGGAGCAACUGGCCAAAUAUUUUAGUAUGGAAACAUUUGUGUACGAUAUCAUGCAGUGGAUCCAAUUUACCUGUGCAGAAAAAAUGUAUUUGUACAAAUUCUCUUGUAUAUCUGAGAGAAAUAUUAUGUCCACAAGACACGGAUUGUUCAGCUCAACUAGAAAUAAGGAAGUAGUGGUCCAUGCGGAUGAGUUGGGAUAUAUUUUCAACGCUAAAGUUAUGGAUAAAGUCGACAAGCACUCUGAUGUAUAUCGAAUGAUCGACAAUGUUACGACGCUUUUCACAAAUUUUGCGAAAUACGGGAAUCCCACGCCCGACACUUCCUUAGGUGUAACGUGGUUGCCAUACAAACUGAACGAACAAAACUAUCUAGACAUCGGCAACCAAUUAACAUCUAAAAUAGAACCGGACUACGAAGAAAUUAAAUUCUGGAACGAAAUUUACAGACAAUAUGCUACAAAAUAUAUUAAAAUGCCGGAGGUAUGGCAUACGAUUCCACGGGAAGAGCGCCACAUUAAAGAAAGAAUACUAUAGAUUUUUCAUUUUAGCAUAAGUAUAGAUAUUGAAAAUGCUCAGAAAGUUCUAGAUUUUUUUAUACAGACAUGAUAAAGAGACUCCACUGUACCUAAUAGAAAGUCGAGCGGCUUCCAGAGUAUCGCCAUCGUGUACGGCAAUCGAUAUGUGGGCGGAUACGUGAUAGUAACUUGCUUUAAUUCAUUCCAAAGAUAUAUGGGCCUAUAAUAAUUAUUAUAAGCGGCGGUAGCCUAGUUGGGCGUGGAACGGACUGCCGAGACGAAUGUCCGCAGGUUCAAACCCCAAGGGUACA